CGAAAGCUCCAAGUUGCAUUCACUUGGCGAAGCUACUAACACGCGCGCGUUGCAGAGUUCGCACGAUCGGCACGUCAGGUUCACUACAGCACACGUCACACUUCAUUCUUCGAGUCACGCUACAGGGGGCGGAAGAAAGUGCGACGCUGUUGACUUAAUCUCGAAAUGCAGCUUUUCUUCGAAGACACAUAAAGUUGCAAUUCUGAGUGCGCGUGUUACUGAUGCCGACUAAAGAGAGACGUUGCGUGGACACCGGCUAAGUUUGGGAAAAGUUGACUCCUGUCAAUACGCGAUCGAUGAGCUACGAAAUGGACGCGGAGUUUGGUGUGAUGUGAUCAUCGGAUGCUCCGGACGUCGCUGUCCGGUCGGGUGUCGUGUUGAGUUUGUGUGUUUUUCUUCUGGGUUUUCGGCGUUCUCGGUGUGUGGAUAUGCCGACGUCGCUACUCUGCUGGUGGACCUUCGUCGGCGCCGUCGUCCGACUACUCAUGGACGACCUCGUACUAGGCGGCUCGGCUGAAGGCAUCAUUGGACGGGAGCAUAACGUCUCAGGUUUCGUGGGCCAGUGGGCCGUUCUGCCGUGCGAAGUGGAUGAAGCGAGCUGUGGUCGCGUCUACUUCAUCACGUGGACAAAGAACGUGUCCGAAGACUGGGAGCGAGUGUACCUGUUCUCGGAGACUGUGAACCGCGUGAUGGGUCCGCUGAGUGAACCGCAGCGUGCAACCUUCCACCCGGGCAACGCGUCGGCCCACCUCCGUAUACAGCCUCUGUCCGUCGAGGACGAAGGCACCUACAAGUGUGAUGUCACCUACGUCCAGGGAAAGUGCCCAUCUUUAUCGUUUACACGUCUACAAACACUAGUUACUCCAAAAGAGCCUGUGAUAAAAAUGGACGGCAAACAGCUGACCAAUGGUACAACGCUGGGCCCCUAUUUGGAAGGAAGUACCGUUGUGCUCGACUGCGUCUCAUCAGGCGGCCGUCCAGCGCCCCAGGUCCUGUGGCGGAACUCGUCAGUAAAACUUCCCGUCAAGACAUCCAUCAUGCCCGACCUGCGUGGAAUCCAUGACGUGACCUCUACGGCGCGCUUUGUGCUCUCGCGGUAUGACCUCGGUGCUAAGCUUGAGUGUGUCGUCGUAACCAAGGCCACAGCAGCACCCGUUGUAAAAUGGGUGAAGCUCGACGUGCACGUUCGACCCCUGGCAUUGCGCUUACGUGGCCCUAACUACCCAGUUGUUGCGGGAGAAAUGGUUUCACUCACCUGCAUCGUGGAAGGUGCUCGUCCGGCAGCGAACAUCACGUGGUACAAUCGUUCAGAGAUGGCCCGGGCACAGCCGCCACCGUCGACAGAAGCUAUGAGUGACGGCACGUACAGGACGUCCAGCACUCUGGUGUUCGUGGCCAGUCUCUACGAUCACCAAGCAGAUUUCUUCUGCAAGGGAACAAACCAGGUGCUGAAGAAUAGGACCGAAGUACCUCUUCUGCAGGCGGUUCGCCUCGAAGUUCUCUACCCGCCAGCGGUGCAAGUGCUGCCCAUUGAUGGGGUGAACGUGACUGAGACGCAUCCCUGCAACCUCACAUGUCGCUACAAUUCAAAUCCGCCCAACGUCACCGAAGUAGUGUGGUAUCGUAACGGUGACAUCCUCCCACGCAACGAACGCUAUCACACUGCGCUGCUACACAAGCCAGACACGUUGCACAUACGCAACACCACGCGCAGUGAUUCUGGUGUUUACAGUUGCCAUGCCAAGAACGCCUUCGGACGGGGAAACUCGUCAAACUCAAUCUACGUGGACGUUUUUUACACGCCCCUCGUCAGCAUUUGGAUAAAUCCUACCGUCGUGGCCGUGGACGAGAGCGCAGUGCUACUUCGCUGCGAAGCCGAAGCAGGUAAUCCAAGACGCUUACGGCGAGUGCGGUGGUACAGAGACAGCGUUCCGGUGAAUGAGACUCGGGAACAAGACCUUCUCCUGGAGUACCUACAACGAAGUUCAGCUGGGAAUUAUUCAUGCCAGGCAGAGAACGAUGCUGGCUGGAGCCCAAUGUCUGAGUCCAAAAGCCUCGUCGUCUUAUAUCCCCCUGGCCCAGCAGCAAUGACACAGAAGGAACCGCAGGCACUGAAGGGAAAGCCAGUGACGUUGAUGUGUCAUGUGAACGAUACGGGACUUCCAGCUACUGGAGCUUUCCGCUGGGAGCACGGCACAACAGUUCUCAACGUUACCGGAGACACGUACCAAACAGAACCGAUUACCACGGCUACCCAAGGAAAUUAUUCGUGUGCCGCUGUCAACCAGGUUGGCAUCGGGCCAACGGCGCACAGGCUCUUGGACGCCUACGCUGCACCGUCGUUUCUCCGCGCUCUUCCGGAGACUGGCGGUACCCUGCGGAAUUCCACCUCGGUGGCUCUGGAGUGCAUCGUUGAGUGCGAUCCCCUUUGCGAUAUCAGCUGGUUCAGAAACAACGUGAGCCUCGCUGACUCGCCCUUCUUUCAGGUGACCAACGUGGCCCAACCUGAAAGUGGGGGACGAUUUCACUCCAUCUCGUCCGUUCUCUCGUGGAAUAUGAGCCAAGUUCCUCCUGUCUCCUUCGACUACAACACCUUCAUGUGUCAGAGCAGUGCCAAUGACGUCGGACAACCGGUGUCCAGCACGAUGGUGUUCCGCAUUGAGUAUCCACCUGAGAAGCUGGAGCUGAGCGCAAGGCAGGUGGUCAUCUUAGAAGGCGAGUUGCCUCGUGAGCUGAAAUGCUCUGCCUCGGCGCAUCCACAUGCUGAAUACCACUGGCAGCUGGGGGCACUCACUGUUGCCAGAGGCCCUAUGCUCGUCUUCAACACUACGGCAUCAAGGACCAUGGCGGGAAACUACACUUGCAUUGUCUCCAACAGGCAUGGGCGAGCCAAGGCUGCCGUUGUGGUCAUCGUAAGACACCGCCCUCACUGCAUCGUCGUCAAAGAGCAGGACAACUCCGGCAACGUAGUUCUGCGCUGCGAAGCGCAAGCAGUUCCACCGGUUGUCCAAUUCACGUGGCUGCGGCACAACCGUACCGUGCAAGAGGAUCGAGGCGCCCGAAGCGAACUUCACAUCAACGACAAAAACCCCGACGCUCUGGCAGCGUACUCCUGCAUCGCUGCUAACAUGGUGGGCCCUUCCGAAUCCUGCCAGCUGAAGCUCACUCGUCUACCUAGUCCCGCUGGAUGGGUGCAGCUGCUUUUGAAGGAAGAGAACCUGAUAAUUGUUGCGGGAAUCGCCGGCGGUGUCAUCAUCAUCAUUGUUUUACUCAUCGUUAUUGUUAGCAUUGUUGUUAUACGGAAACGAAUGCACUCAGGUACAAAGCCGCAGCUGGACAGCGGCGAGAAGGCCAACGGAGAGAUUGGCCGUGACACUCCUCAAGGAAAGCUGUCUUUUCUGACCGACGCAAAAGCAGACGGUAGCCCUCUUCUGGCGGAAGAGUUCAGCAGCGACGAUGGACGGCGGUCAGCGACGCAGCUUGUCCGGCAUGGCACGCUGGCACUCGGAUGAAGCCGUCCCACCAGGAAAUCCAUGCUCAAACCAUCCAUCACACGACGAUAAACGGCCUAUAAUGCCUUCGCUGCCGCUGCUGCUGUUGUUGUUGUCUCGGGUGCCAGCACCGGAUGCAGCUGAAGCACAAGACAACAGAAAAGAAAGACAACACAAAACAUACAAACUUGGAAAAGUUCCGGAAACGCGACACGCCGAACUGUCAGAGAACAAAGUAUACAAGAAUGGCCUCUCCAGAACAUCAGCCGUGGUGCCCCAGGGGAGAGGCCGACGACAGUCGACGACAGAUGCCACGUCUGCCGGAUUCAGCGUCUGACGCACCUCCAGUGGACGUCGCUUCAGUGCGCAACCUCGUCAAUUUUUUUUUUCCGGAUGAACAGUCUAUGAACAUAUACGUACACCACGCGUUGGGACUUUGUUUUUAUCUUUGUGUGCGCAUGUGUUUCACACUGUGCUGCAUAGGAAUAGAGAUUGCUGAACAUUAUGGUGGCGAACAGGUGAAGCGGUAUGUGUGUGCGUGUGUGAUUGUGCGCGAAUCUCGUCGUGAGGAAUCGUUUCUAUACGUAUUCGGAGGAUUUAUUUUAUACGUGUUUGUCUUCUAGCGGCAAGCGUCAAUUGCUGUAGAGCUUUCAGUUGCCUACAUGUAUCGAAGAAGCGAGAGCGGUUGAGGGUUUGAAGGCGUCCAGUUGGUGGUUUAUUUAUUUGUUUUUCUUGUUUCAAUCUCUUCUGUGGCUGUGUUAAGGGGCAGAGGUGAAACGAUUGUCCUUCAGUAAAUCGAAGAAUGGUUGCCAAAUGUGACGCCGCAUGAUUUAUCGCGUGUGUACUGUGAUGCAAUUCAUGACUAAUAAAAGUCACGAUUGUUGUAGA
Messenger RNA from Ornithodoros turicata, 4379 nucleotides. RefSeq names its product hemicentin-1-like. The transcript has 16 exons. The record is from RefSeq and is a predicted model, not a curated record. Lineage: Eukaryota; Metazoa; Arthropoda; Arachnida; Ixodida; Argasidae. Bases 429 to 3512 code for a protein of 1027 amino acids.